Molecule: messenger RNA, 4784 nt
Organism: Ceratitis capitata (Mediterranean fruit fly)
Lineage: Eukaryota; Metazoa; Arthropoda; Insecta; Diptera; Tephritidae
Gene: ss
Exons: 12
Coding region: 998-4642 (1214 amino acids)
Biological process (GO): regulation of transcription by RNA polymerase II
Cellular component (GO): aryl hydrocarbon receptor complex; nucleus
Molecular function (GO): transcription cis-regulatory region binding; protein dimerization activity; nuclear receptor activity
Source: RefSeq, a predicted model, not a curated record
UGUCUGUCAGUGCUCUGCCUCUGCGCGUUCGUUCAGCUGGCGUUUCGAUUAACGAGUUCCGUGUGUUUCGAAGUUUGUUUGCAUGGCGAGUGCGCGCAUCCAAACGUCAGGCAGCCAGUCAGCUAGCCAGCGUACAAUUGAUCCGCAUAAAAAUAGUGAAAAACGUGCGUGAAUACCAGCGGCUCAUCUGCCGUGCCUUAACCGUAGUUGUUUGGCUUGACGCAAAGACAAGCAACUAUAACGGUGUACUCAAUACAGAAUGACUAAAAAAAAUUAACAAAAAUUAUGAAAAAUUUAUAAAAACCAAUUUCUAAUAAGAAAAAAACUCGAGAAAUCACUGAAAGGCAAUAAAUCGUAGCCAAUAAAUAAAAGUGUAAACUAGCAAAUGAGAGAAAAAAAUUAUAUAUAAAAAAGAAACCCGAAAACACACACACAGGAGGUGAACGAAAAGUUAUGUGUAAAAAUCACAAAAAAAUCGGCAGCUAAGCAUACAUACAUACAUAUAUAGCUGCAGAUUUCCAACGCUGAUAUAGCGAAAAAGGUGGCGCAGAGUCAAAAGAAAAAAAAUAACAACAAAAAGUAUAUAGCAAAUACAACAAUAAAGCAACCUCAGAUGCUGUGAAGUGCAUUCAGUUAAUACAAAAAAAAAAAAAAUAAAAUAAAAAAUAAAAAAAAAAUUAUUUGCCCAAAGACACAACACAUACAACGCAUAUAAACAUACAUACAUACAAUUAAACACUGGAAUUGUAUAAUGUACAACGAGCCAGUUUGUAGAGAAGUGAAAUAAGUUGGAAUUUGCACCUUUUUUGCUGCAUUGCUGGCGCAGCAUCAACGUCAGCGUUCAACAGCAACAGCGCUGCUAUCGGUAUCUGGUAGCAGUCGCCGCCGCGCCCUUUUCUAAGCGGCGUUUUGUAGGAAGGAUCAGCAGCAGCAGCAGCAGCAACUUAUUGAAAACGUAGUCAAAACGGCGACCAUAACGAAUUCCUCGGCGUUAGCGAUGAGCCAACUGGGCACCGUCUACGCGACAAAGCGUAGGCGACGCAAUGGCAAAAGUUUAAAACCACCGCCCAAGGAUGGCGUCACCAAAAGUAAUCCAUCGAAACGUCAUCGUGAACGCCUCAACGCCGAAUUGGAUUUGUUGGCUUCGUUGCUGCCAUUCGAACAGAAUAUUCUCAGUAAAUUGGAUCGACUGAGCAUUUUAAGGCUGUCUGUUAGUUAUUUAAGAACAAAAAGUUAUUUUCAAGUUGUUAUGCAUAAGGAUAAGGAGGAGAAUGGCAUGUUGCCACACAUACACACACACGCACAUGAUGGCUAUCGAACGCGAGAAUUGGGCGCUUUUGAGCAUGGCCUACUCGACGGUGAUAUGUUCCUACAGGCAUUAAAUGGGUUUCUAAUGAUUCUGACAUGCGAAGGUGAGGUCUUUUUUGCCACGCACAGCAUCGAGAGCUAUUUGGGUUUUCAUCAGUCAGAUAUCGUGCAUCAGUCCGUUUACGAGCUAGUCCAUUCGGAGGAUCGUGAAGAGCUGCAGCGUCAGCUGUUGUGGAAUUCUUUUCUACCCGCCGACAUGUCUACCAUACAAUUAGCCGAUACGCUGGCGCCCGAUAAGGCGCUCUACUUGGAGCGUAGCUUUACUGUACGAUUUCGUUGCCUGCUUGACAAUACUUCCGGAUUUCUGCGUUUGGAUAUACGUGGACGCAUCAAAAUCCUGCAUGGACAAAAUCGUAAAACCGAAGAGCCACCGCUGGCGCUCUUCGCCUAUUGUACGCCAUUCGGACCACCCAGUCUGUUGGAGAUACCACACAAGGAGAAUAUGUUCAAGUCAAAGCAUAAAUUGGAUUUCUCACUUGUCUCGAUGGAUCAACGUGGGAAGCAUGUCUUGGGUUACUCGGAUGCGGAACUAGUCAAUAUGGGCGGCUAUGAUCUAGUGCACUACGACGACUUGGCUUAUGUCGCUAGUGCGCAUCAGGAGUUACUGAAAACCGGCGCUUCCGGCAUGAUUGCGUACCGCUAUCAAAAGAAGAAUGGCGAAUGGCAAUGGCUGCAAACGAGUUCCCGCUUAGUGUAUAAAAACUCUAAGCCCGAUUUUGUAAUCUGUACGCAUCGCCAGCUGAUGGACGAAGAAGGACACGAUUUGCUGGGCAAACGUACAAUGGAUUUCAAGGUGAGCUACUUGGAUACAGGCCUUGCGUCCACCUACUUCUCGGAGGCGGAUCAGUUAGUGGUGCCGCCAAGCACAUCGCCAAAUGCGCUGCCGCCACCAGUGACACCAACGCGGCCAAAUCGACGCUAUAAAACACAAUUACGGGAUUUUCUCUCUACCUGUCGAACGAAACGCAAAAUGCAACAGCAACAGCCGCAGCAGUCCUCCUCAUUGGGACAGGUUCCUUCGCCGGCGCCCGUUGUGGAAUAUUUGCCAGAUCCCGCUGUAGCUGUCGCCGCCGCCUAUUCGAAUCUCAAUCCCAUGUACACAACCUCGCCCUAUGCAACCGCUGCGGAUAACAUUUACAUGGGCACCUCGGUACAUUCGACCAAUUUCUAUCCAGUCACGGAGAAUCUCUUCCACCAGUAUCGAUUGCAGGGUGUGAGUAGCUACUACACGGAUUAUCAUCAUUCGGGCGCGCCUGCUUCGGCUUAUGUCACUAACGGUUUCCUGCCCUAUGACGGCUACACAAUUGCACCGAAGGAUGACAAGUGGCAGGAUACGGGGAAGUACUAUAGCGGCUAUAGUAGUGGAUAUGGCAGUCCCACAUCGACACCACAGCAAGUUCCGCUGAAGACACCCAAGUCCUCGCCGCACAUCAUGGAAGUAGUGUCGUGCUCAUCGGAUGGACCAUCACCGAUUGAUGGCAGCACUGCCGUCGCUACUGUGCCAGCACAUGCGGUGAGUGUGGUGAAUAGCAAUGCGAAUAUUACAGUUAAUGGCAGCAGUAGUGGCGGCGGUAGUGCAACACCGAAACUCGAGCUAGCGGCGACUCAACACGAUCCGUACGAGCGACAAACCGUGCUGAUGUGGGGUUCGCAAUCCAGCGGCAUACCGAUCAACAGCAUUGGUGGGGGUAGUAGUAGGCGCCAUCACAGCAAUGCUGAACGUUCGCCGCAAACCACGCCAUUAACAAAUGGACUUAGCUAUACCAACAACAACAACAACGAAAACGAUGUGGUAACCGCGAAGUGGAAUGGCAACGCACGCACCAAAGAUAUCAAGAACGCCGCCACACCGGACAGUUAUCAACUGCAGCACGACGAUUCGGGCCUCUACUCAUCUUCCUCACACACCACUUCGCCGCAGCAGCAGCAACAGGUAGUGCCAACAAACCAACAACAGUCAACGCAACGACCCAGCGUCGGCAAUUCAGUGGCCGACCAGCAAAUAUCUAACAGCACAGCCGCACAUUUGGUGCACGCCCACACGCAACAACAGCAACAGCAGCACUUGCACGUCCACAUGCAACACGCGAACGCUCCUCCACUCCCACACUCCCCCUCUUCCAGCACAUCCGCCAAUACGUUACCGUUGCAAACGCACACAGCGGCCUCAAACGCCGUUGGCCCAGCACCCACAACAACAGCUGCCAUAGCAUCGGCGGCGGCGGCGGCGGCAGCAACAGCAGCAGCACAUCAACAUGCACAUUCACAGCACGCUGCGGUGGCGGCAGCGGCAGCUCAACAUCACCAUCACGCCCACCACCAUCCACAUGCGCACGCUCAUACGCACGCACACUCACACCCUCAUCAUCAUCAUCAUCCCCACCAUCAUGCCCAUCAUCAUGCCCACGCACAUGCGCACGCUGCUCAUGUGGCGGCGGCGGCGGCAACCAACGGUAGCGAGGCAUUACUCAACCACCAGCAACAACAACAAUUGGAGCGGCAGCAGCAACAACAAUUGGAUCAACUAGAACUACAGCAACUGAGCUACGCCAACCAAUUGCAAACACUACCAAACUGUAACUCCACAGCUUCAUCCAGCUCAUCACCCACAUGUCACUCACCCACCGGCGGUAGUGGCGCAGCUGGUGGUGGCGUCACAGGAGGAGCGACAAUUAAUUCCAGCAACAAUGCCGUCGUCAACCAAAUUACACUAUUGAAUGGCAGCAGCAGCAACAAUGGCAAUGAUACAGAAAUCGGUGUAGCAACCUCACCAACCGACACCGCUCCCGCCACCGCUACUAUUGUUGCUUCGAACAACGCCGCAGCCUAUCAUCAUCACCAUCAGUUGACAAUCAUAGCGCCAAUAGUAAUUACACCUGCAUCGAUGAUGAAUGGCGAAGCGGCGCUGCCACUGAAUACCGCACUUCAGCCCAUACAUGCCAAUGAAGCGCACAUUGCCUCAGCAACGACAACUGCAACAGCCGAUGUGGGUAGACACCAUCUGACGCAUCACCCAGUCGUUACACAACACCAUCCGGCGCAUUUACUAACGCACACGGCAGCUCUGGCUUAUGCGCCCGCUGCCGCCACGGCGACUUAUUUGAUAAGUGGCGCUGGAGGUGGUGGUGGUGUUGGUGGUGUUGGCACCACUUUGCUUGGUGGCAAUGGCAGUGGGAGUGGCAGUAUUAGUAAUGGCAUCAGUGAUCACAUAAUGGGGCAUGGCAAUCCCUUGUGCUCCUUCUCGGAGGUGACAAAUACCUUGUUGAAUCAAUAAGCCUUGAGCCUACACGGAGUAGACGAGUAGAGGUGGUUAAUUAUUUAUUCAUAAGCUAUUUUAAAUUUAUUUUUGCGAACCCUAUAUUUUUGGGAGAAUAUCCACAAUUUCAAAAACUAAAUAAACUUUAAAAGUAUUUGAA